This is a messenger RNA of Solea senegalensis (Senegalese sole), 1693 nucleotides long. Its product is annotated as pancreas transcription factor 1 subunit alpha. Lineage: Eukaryota; Metazoa; Chordata; Actinopteri; Pleuronectiformes; Soleidae. The coding region runs from base 114 to 734 and encodes 206 amino acids. Gene Ontology annotation, biological process: regulation of transcription by RNA polymerase II; developmental process. Gene Ontology annotation, molecular function: DNA-binding transcription factor activity, RNA polymerase II-specific; RNA polymerase II transcription regulatory region sequence-specific DNA binding; protein dimerization activity. The transcript has 2 exons. The record is from RefSeq and is a predicted model, not a curated record.
ACAGGCGCUGUGUCCGUCUCUGUCUCCACAGACUCUGUCUGUUACGCCUGUGCACUUUAUUUAUUUAUUUAUUUAUUUAUUUAUUUGUUUGUUUGUUUAAUUAUUAAGUGAAUAUGGAGGACAUACUGUUUGACUUCGACCACGAUGGCAGCACGGAUUUUGCAUUUUGGGGACAGAUGGACCAGAACUUUCAGUUUCAGAGCCAGCUGGACACCUUCCUGUCGGACUGCACGGCAGCCACAGGUCAGCUGUCGCCCUGGUCCUCUUUCGGCUGCCAGUCCAUGUUCCCGGACGCGCAGCUGACCUUCACCGACCUCGACGUGCAGUCUCCAGGCGCGAGCGUCAUCUACGCCGAGGGGGAGAGCCCCUGCGUGGACGAAUCCCUGGACGUGACCAAGCACAGGGCGCGCAGGAUCGUCUCCCAUCAGCCCUACAAGGUGCAGCGGCACGCCGCCAACAUCCGGGAGAGGAAGAGGAUGCUGAGCAUCAAUUCCGCCUUCGAGGAGCUGCGCUGCCACGUGCCGACGUUUCCAUACGAGAAGCGGCUGUCAAAGAUCGACACGUUGAGACUGGCCAUCGCCUACAUCGCUCUGCUGAGGGAGAUCCUCAUGUCAGGCUGCGACCCCAAGUCCUAUGUGGACGAGUGCAUGAAGAACGGCUACAAGAACCAGACCAACGCCAUCUGGAACACAAGUGAUCUGACAGCCCGCCUCUCUUGGAUUAAAUGGGAUUAAGUGAAGAACAUGGGGGGCGCCUCGACUGUGGAGAUGACGGCGUGGAGGUGGUUCACGUUUGUUCCUGCCUCUUCUCUUCUCUCUUCCCUCUCUACAUGUCAAAGAUAGGCUGGCAGCCAGCAGGAUGGGGCCCGCCGCCGAUCGACAUCUGCGGACUUCUCACCGGGUCACACACCUCAGGCUUUCUCCAACCUCAACCACUUCUUCAUCCCGCGUGGCUUUUAAUAUUCUAAUUCAUUGUUGACUGUAAUUGAGAGCCAUUGUUUCUGUGGCUGAGGAGGUAAAGACGGCCGGCACUUGUCACAGAGUGAUGGCGAGAGGGGGACACAGUGGCAUGAGACUGAAUGGAGGUGUACUCGGGGCUCAUACUUCUGCAUGUGGCCCUCAAGUGCUUUCUGGACUGCGGCUCAUUAGGCUGCGAGUCGAUGUGUUAAAAAGAGCUUUACUCAUGUAAAUGAGAUGACGACGACGACGGCGGGCGCGAGAAGCAGAUUGGUGUAAUGUGUUUUAGCAUGUCAGGUGCUGCUUCCAAUGAUGGCAAUACGGUUAAUUGUGUUUCUGUUUGUUUGUUUUUCUCAUGUGGAACCUCUAUUAUUAUUUAUUUAUUUAUAAUUGUUGAUUAUUUAUGGUUAAAAUGUGUACACGCGCUGCUGGGAUUAUCUACUGUGCGAUGACUUGAAUGUUUAUGGUGACUUUCUGUACGUUUAAAAGCUUCUGUACGAAUAUGUAUGAAUGUAUUGUGAUGGAUGGACUCAUAAAGGAACUGCAAUUAUUGCUCAAUUACUAAGUUAAUCUUAAAUUACUUUGAGUCUUUUUUUCAAAUAAAUAAAACAAGCUCCAUAAAUGUGAGCAUUGUCUCAAAGACAUGCACUCAAACAAUAAUACGGUACUGAAAUGUAGUCAAUGAAAAGGUGUGAUUCAGGUUUGUUGUUUUAAAGUGACGAAAAUGAACAUUUUGA